Molecule: messenger RNA, 973 nt
Organism: Telopea speciosissima
Lineage: Eukaryota; Viridiplantae; Streptophyta; Magnoliopsida; Proteales; Proteaceae
Product: mediator of RNA polymerase II transcription subunit 6
Exons: 5
Coding region: 84-857 (257 amino acids)
Biological process (GO): regulation of transcription by RNA polymerase II
Cellular component (GO): mediator complex; core mediator complex
Molecular function (GO): transcription coactivator activity
Source: RefSeq, a predicted model, not a curated record
ACUGUUAAUGGUCAGCUAAUCCCUCUCUUACUUGUCAUCACUAGACACGCGAGAGAGAGAGAGAGAGAGAGAGAGAGAGAGAGAUGGCAGCAACACCGUUAAUGCCUCAAAAUCCAAUGCCCGGAAACCCUAAUUUGGAUGGGAACCCGCAGCCACCACCACCUCCAGGAACGGACAUGACCGGUAUCUGCUUCAGGGAUCAGUUAUGGUUGAAUACGUACCCUCUCGAUCGAAAUCUCAUGUUUGAUUACUUUGCUUUGUCACCUUUCUACGAUUGGAGCUGUAACAAUGAACAAUUAAGGAUGCGCGCCAUACACCCACUGGAUAUCUCUCACCUCUCGAAAAUGACAGGCACUGAAUACAUGCUGACUGAGGUAAUGGAGCCACACCUCUUUGUUAUUCGAAAGCAAAAGAGAGAUAGUCCUGAGAAAGUCACACCCAUGCUUACUUACUAUAUCCUGGAUGGUUCGAUUUACCAAGCACCACAGCUUUGCAAUGUCUUUGCAGCUCGCAUUGGACGGGCUCUUUAUCAUAUAUCAAAAGCAUUCACCACUGCUGCCUCAAAGUUGGAGAAGAUUGGAUAUGUUGAUGCUGAGAAUGAGAGUUCAGCAUUUGAACCAAAGGGUGUAAAAGAGACAAUUGACUUUAAGGAAGUCAAAAGAGUAGAUCACAUUCUUGCAUCAUUACAGCGCAAGCUCCCACCAGCCCCUCCGCCACCACCUUUCCCUGAAGGCUAUGCUCCACCCGUGGGACCUGAAGCAGAAAAAGGUCCUGAAACACAGCAAGCAGCAGAAUCACAACCACCUACUCUUGAUCCCAUUAUUGACCAAGGUCCAUCCAAAAGGAUGAAAUUUUAAGAGCAGAUCAAUUCCCACCCCAACCCAACCCAAAAUGCGGAUAGGGAAGGUUUAUACAGUGGGCUCAAGAAACUAACGGAUAUGAUCCAGAUUCACGGAGCCCUCACUGAAAACUA